CCCUCUGAGCUCAAAAGGCCGUUACGGUCCGAGUUUCCAAAGUAAUAUUUUUAUUUUCGACAACUCCGAAUUAGGUUUUCGUGCAGUGUCUCAACGGGAGGUUCCACGACGAACCGUAAUCAUUGUCACAAUGAUAGCCUACCCAAUAACAUAGAAGAAUUGCAUUUCCUCUGUGCCAAUAAUCAUUAAAGCCUCAAAGUCGAGAACCAUCGUCAUGGUGUGAUCUGCUGCACCGGCCACCAAUCACUGAUCACAUAACCUGGCCAAGAAGAAUGGUAGCAAAACUAAACGAAAGUUACCCCUCGGCGAGAGUAUCGCAAAUUAAUGUACUUCAAGGAUCAAGCCCUACCCUAAAUGUUUCCAACUCCUCAAAAAAUUCGGAGGAAAGGGUAUCGGAAAGUGAAUCUUCCGAAGACGAAUUUCUUGUGAACUGGGGACCGGAAAGUCCUGACCCCAAUAUAUUUUUUCCCGUUGGAUGGGGCUCGCAUGGUUUGGAGGAGGAUCCUUGGAACGAUAAGAAUAAACCCUACGUCAAGCUGACGCGCUAUGAAGACUUGGAGUUAAACGAAAUGGAACAGCAAGGUGUUUUAACGGACCGCAUUCUUGCUGCCUGUUCCUCCUACUUGGAUAAAUCGCCCGAGACUAACGGAUUUGUGCUGUGCAAGGCAAAUCUUUCAAAGAAGUUCCUCAAAGACAUUAGGAUUAUUCAGUUACAUCACUUUCUUCAAUACGUCGAUUUGUCCUAUAAUGACCUAACAAAUGUGGAAUCUUUAAGUGAACUGCCCUUUUUGAUGUAUCUGGAUGUCUCACACAACUGCCUUGGAAAAUUACUGAACUUCAACCCUCCACUUUAUUUAACGUACGUUAAUUACUCGUUCAAUAAUGUGGCAAAGAUUAAUGAUCUCAGCUUGUUUUGGUCACUGGUCCAUUUAGAUAUUUCCCACAACCAAAUUAAGGUGAUUGAAGGGCUUCAAGAACUUAAAUAUUUAAAACAUCUCAAUUUGUCUUACAAUAUGAUCAAGUGCAUCGAAAAUCUGAAUCACAUGCCGCUGCUGAGUUUGAAUCUUGAAAGUAAUGGCAUAGAGACGUUUGAAGAAGGUGAAGGCCGAGGUUUAAAGACAUUGCCCGACAUUUUGAAAUUAAACUUAGACUACAACCAUUUAAGUACAAUUAAAUUCUGUGAAGGAAUGGACACACUUCAGUCUCUCACUGUGCAAGCCAACAAUCUUAGAGAUCUGUUGGAGUUAUCUUACUUGAGAAACUUAAAUUCUUUAAGUGAAGUCGAUUUUAGAGAUAAUUAUCUGAGUAGUUUAGAUCGAUAUUUCGACGCUUGCAUAUAUAACGUCAACUAUAUCUCGGUUCUUGAUGGAGAGGUUAUUGAUGCCGAGACUAAGGUGUCUGCUAAAAAUGUUUUUGAGGGAUCGAUUCAAAGUGAAGCCUUUCGGAACGCAUCUACAGCUAUGUUUAUACAGCAGUUAAACGAUCCAGUUUUAGGUCUCCCUAUUAUUCCAUUUGACAUACCUCCCGCUCCAAUUAUCAUAUUAGUUGGUCCGCCAGGUUCUGGCAAAAGCAAGUUGCUAAUCAAAUUUUGCCGGUUAAACCCGAAGCGCACUGUAAGAGGUGUAAGUCACACUACAAGACCCAAGCUUGAAGAUAACGACCAACACAGUUGGUACUAUCACGUUCAUUUGGAUGAGUUUUGGUCCAUGGCUCGCAAUGGAGAGUUUCUCACCGUGUCGCAAGUACUGGGCCAUUGCUAUGGUUUUGCUCAACAAGAAUUGGCCAAACCCGUGGGCAGUUCGUCUGCUUUGAUACUCCACAUGGAUCUCAAAGGUGCCCUAACUUUGCGCGCACAAAAUAUGAAAUGUCAUCUGGUGCUGGCAAUGCCUAGCUCGCAAGAAGUUCACAUUAGUAACAUAUUAGACAAGUACCGUGUUUACAACGAGACUAUUAUCAGUCGGAAAGGUGCACCAGAAACAAAAAGCGCCCCGUUGAAAGCAAAGGAAUUGUUGGAGAGGUACAGUACAAUCGCACAAGAAAUAGAGAAAGCUGCAUAUUAUGACAGUGAAACUUGGUCAGAUAAAGUUUCACUAAAAAGUAAAGAAGAAACGGAAAGUACAACGGAUCUUGAAAAAACCGCGAAAUAUGGAAUAUUAAAGAGCUCAAUUCACCGAACCAAAUCCGAUGGUGCACCACCGCCAAUUGGCAAAAGUGGCGGCGUUACAUUUCAAUCCAGCAUGAAGAAAAGUCGGACUUUACUACACUCUUCGCGCAGUGUCACUUUUAACGAAGAAACUACCUCUGGAGCUCCGACGCCGUUGAAUCAGAAAAGCAUUAGCGGUACAAUUCUUGGGGAAACUGAAGUUUUAAGCGUGCUAAGUAACUCAAGCGCUCCACCUACUGAGGAUAAGGCGCAGAAUCAGUUCCCGUGCCCGGCUAAAACCAUUACUGGUCCGAAUAGCAUGGCAUUUUGUGUUAAUGAAAUACUGAAAACGCGAGACUCAUAUUUGGCUUUCCAUCAGUCGAAUCCUGGAGUUCUUUUGAGUACAAUUUUCACGGACAGAGAAGAUGAGGCGUUGGAAAAGCUAAAAGGUCUACUGAAAUACUGUAUACAAGCUCAAUCGAAAUCGGCGCCAAAUUACGAAUUUAAAAAGGAUUCUGCGUACCAAGCAAUUGUAGGCGCGAGGUUAAAGUCAUUACAUCGUGAAAUCGAGAAUGAAAUGUCUAUUGGUCAAAAGCAAUUGGAUGAGUUUGCUCAUAAGACCAAGCAAGGAAAACCGUAUGAGAGCCAUUUGAAAAGGUCAACUAAAGAUGUAAUCGAGGUAAUGCGAGCCAGGCGUAAUCAGGUGUUGGGUUAUAAGCUACCCGAUGAUGUAGGGGUAGUCAACAACCCGUCACCUUUGGAUUUAUUAGACGAUUAA
This is a messenger RNA of Photinus pyralis (common eastern firefly), 2921 nucleotides long. RefSeq lists its product as uncharacterized. Lineage: Eukaryota; Metazoa; Arthropoda; Insecta; Coleoptera; Lampyridae. Bases 273 to 2921 code for a protein of 882 amino acids. The transcript is spliced from 14 exons. The record is from RefSeq and is a predicted model, not a curated record. Gene Ontology annotation, molecular function: protein binding.